This is a messenger RNA of Brassica napus (rape), 3393 nucleotides long. RefSeq lists its product as uncharacterized. The record is from RefSeq and is a predicted model, not a curated record. The transcript has 2 exons. Bases 1 to 3393 code for a protein of 1130 amino acids. Lineage: Eukaryota; Viridiplantae; Streptophyta; Magnoliopsida; Brassicales; Brassicaceae.
AUGUCUAAACUAUGUCGCCACUGGAGUUUUGCUUCAAAUCACGCUUCUGAUCCUGAUGGGAGACUCAUUAUUAUAUGGCAGCACCCAGCUACUGUUAACCUGCUUCAUCAGACUAGACAAACACUCACGUGCGAAGUUGCUAUCCCUGGAAACAGACCUUUCAUCUACACUGCAGUGUAUGCAGGCAACACAAGAACUGAGAGAUGGGAUCUAUGGGGGGAGCUCCUGAAUGUCUUCCAAGUUUUAUCUCUCAAUCUCUCUCCCUGGAUGCUAGGAGGAGACUUUAAUGAAAUCACUCAUCAUUCUGAACACUCACUUCGUGAGGUAAACACUGUCACUCCACAGAUGACUGAGUUCAAUGAUUGCAUCCGUCAGAUUGGUGUGUUCGACCUUCGCUUUCAAGGACCUCAGCAUACAUGGUCAAAUCACCAGCCGGAGAUGCCCAUUGCAAAGAAACUGGAUAGGCAACUUGUUAACUCGCAGUUCAUUGCUUACUACCCCAAUAGCACUAGCUACUUCCUCCCUUCCCUAACCUCUGACCACACGCCCUGUCUUACUGACUUAGCCCACCAACUUCCAGUCUCUGGAACCAAGCCUUUCCGUUUCUUCAAUUACCUCACCAAACAUCCGCAAUUCAUCCAGCUGGUUACUGAAGCGUGGAAUGAGGCCGGAAGCAUGGCGGUUAACUUGACCAACCUGUGUACGUGCAUUGGAAACACCAUCAGAGGAGUUAUUCCAAGAGGAGCGGGAUCUAUUGCAACGAUGGUUGUUCCUAAGAACUAUAGAGGAGAGCUAUUUCAGGCAAAAAUCUCGAGUGAAUUGGCUUCAGGAGGGAGAUCAGAACACAACCUUUUCUUCAGAAUCUUCCAAACCAGAAUGAGCUACAACUCCAUAAGAUCUUUCCAGCUACCUUCGGGGGAGUUCAUCACUGACCCAAUAGCUAUGGGUUACAUUGCUGUUAAUCACUUCAAAGCUAUUUUGGGGCCUGCUGAAUUGACGCCUCCUCCUGUACACUCUACACCAGACUGGUUCCAUGCAUGCAUAGGCUUCUGCUGUCCUGAAAAUCUUAUACCCUCUUUGGUAUCGAUACCAACGGCUGAGGAAAUCACUAAGAUGAUAUUUAGGCUGAACACUAACAAAGCGCCAGGGCCUGACGGCCUAACUUCAGGGUUCUUCAAAGCAUCAUGGUCGCUUCUAGGGGAUGAGGUAGCUCAGUCUAUCAUUCACUUCUUUCAUACCUCGUUCCUUCCGUCUUCCACUAACUCAACCAUCCUUGCUCUGAUCCCCAAGAGACCGGGAGCUUCUGCUAUAUCUGAUUUCCGUCCCAUUGCUCUCCUAAAUACAAUCUACAAAGUGAUCUCAAGACUGCUAGUGAAACGGUUAAAACCUAUACUGCCUUCUCUAAUUGUGCCUAAUCAGACUGCGUUUGUGAAAGACAGGUUAAUGGUGGAGAACACGGUGCUUGCGGCAGAAUUAGUGCACGGAUACCAUAAGAGAAAAGGACCGAAGCGCAUCACCAUCAAAGUAGACAUUGCAAAGGCUUUCGACACGCUCUCUUGGGAGUUUUUGUUCAACUGUCUACAAGGGUUACAACUUCCUGAGGUGCUGCUGAAGAGACUUAAAGCGUGUAUUUGCUCACCAAGCUUCAUGAUUGGGUAUAAUGGAAGUGUUCAGGGGUACUUUAAAGGAAGAAGGGGUUUAAGGCAGGGAGACCCUUUAUCCCCCUAUCUGUUUGUGAUAGCCAUGAAUGUGCUCUCUAUUAUGCUCAAUAAAGCGGCUCAUGAUUUGAAGUUCAACUACCACUCCAAAUGCUCAUCCUCAAAGCUCACCCAUCUUUGCUUUGCUGACGAUCUCCUCAUUUUCAUCGAUGGGAGUCUUGAAUCAGUGCAGAAUGUGCUUCAGAUCCUCCGUGAGUUCGAGCUACGCUCAGGACUGGCCGUCAGUGUAGAGAAGUCUUCGUUCUUUGCGUCUGGUCUGACUCAGCAAGAGCUAGAUGUGAUAAAAGUCUCUACAGGCAUGCCUCAUGGUCAGUUACCAGUGAGAUAUCUGGGAGUUCCCCUAACCUCAAAGAAGCUUUCAAUCCAAAACUGCGAGGUGAUGAUCCAACAGGUGAAAGGCCGUCUUAAUUCUUGGAGUGCAAAAUCAUUAAGCUUCGCAGGGCGGCUACUACUAAUCAAGACGGUAAUUGCGGGAAUAAACAAUUUUUGGUGCUCGUCGUUCAUCUUACCCAAGGCCUGCAUUAACAGCAUAAACAGCCUCUGCGGAUUAUUUCUUUGGAGGGGGAAAGCUGAAGGACCUAGUGCCGCAAGAGUAGCGUGGGAGAAAGUAACCAAACCUAAAAGCAAUGGGGGUUUAGGAAUCAAGGACCUAUCAACUUGGAACAAAGCUUCAUGUCUAAAGCUAGUUUGGCUAUUAUUUUUCCAAUCAGGUUCAGUAUGGGUAGCGUGGUUCAAGACUGAAGUUUUGCAUGGGGAUUUAAGCAACUACUGGAUAGUGAAGACAAAUCCUAAGUUCUCAUGGCUAGCAAACAAACUGAUCAAGAUGAGAGAUGAGGUGUAUGCCUGGAUAAAAAUGCGCAUAGGCAAUGGAAGGAAAUGCCGCUUCUGGACUGACAAUUGGUCUCCAUUUGGCUCAUUGGAGAAAUACCUAUCUCGCCCGAUGCAUUCUCGGUUGGGCAUUUCAGCAACUGCAACUCUAUCUGAACUGUUUUCCGAUGGGCAUUGGCUCCUACCACCAGCACGGACUGAGCAGCUACUUCAAGUGCAGAUACACCUCACAACGAUAUCUCUGGUAGAUGAAGAUGAUCACUAUGAAUGGGUAUUAAAUGAUGCCCGUACAAAGCGAUAUUCAAUAGGAGAGGUGUAUAGGAAACUGAGAAAUGAGGAAGAGGAAGCAGUACCUUGGGCAAAAAUUGUUUGGAUAAACGCUGGGAUACCGAAGCACAGUUUCUUAACUUGGUUGUUUGUCCUUAACCGCUGUCCGACUAGAGAUCGCUUACUAAGUUGGGGGCUACAAACGGAUUCAGCUUGUCUGCUAUGCAAUACAGGGGCUGAAUCACGGGAUCACCUCUUCUUCCAAUGCCGUUACACUUGGGAUCUAUGGCAAAUCAUCGCAGUUAAGUGUGGGCUAAUACCUGAAAGGGACUGGAACGGUUCCAUUUCGCAAUUGCAACAACUACAGGGAAAUAGGAUCAGGAAGAGACUUACUUACAUCGGUUGGCAAGCUGCAAUAUAUUGGUCUUGGAAUGAGAGAAACAAUCGACUACACCGGCGGCAAUUCAAGACUGUGGACUCUUUGUUUCGCCUACUAGAUCGACAGAUCAAAGACAAGAUACUAUCCAUGCGCCAAUCUAAUCCGAUCAACUCCUCCCGGCUCAUGCAAAUGUGGGUAUAA